Molecule: messenger RNA, 5757 nt
Organism: Diceros bicornis minor
Lineage: Eukaryota; Metazoa; Chordata; Mammalia; Perissodactyla; Rhinocerotidae
Gene: SI
Product: sucrase-isomaltase
Exons: 47
Coding region: 1-5478 (1825 amino acids)
Biological process (GO): carbohydrate metabolic process
Molecular function (GO): carbohydrate binding; alpha-1,4-glucosidase activity
Source: RefSeq, a predicted model, not a curated record
AUGGCAAAGAAGAAAUUUACUGGUUUAGAAAUCACUCUGAUUGUCCUCUUUGUUAUAGUUACUAUAAUAGCUAUUGCCCUAAUUAUUGUUUUAGCAACUAAGACACCUGCUGUUGAUGAAAUUAGUGCUUCUACUUCACCUACCACUCAUACAACCACUGCGUAUCCUGGUUCAGGAAAUUGUCCAAGUGAGAUAAAUGAUCCUAUCAAUGAGAGAAUAAACUGCAUUCCAGAACAAUUUCCAACACAGGCAGUUUGUGAAACGCGAGGUUGCUGCUGGAAGCCAUGGAAUGACUCUCUUAUUCCCUGGUGCUUCUUCGUAGACAACCAUGGCUACAAUGUGGAGACAAUGACAACAAAUAGCACCGGCCUUGAAGCCAGAUUAAACAGGAUACCUUCACCUACGUUAUUUGGAAAUGACAUUAACAACGUUCUCUUAACAACUCAAAGGCAGACACCCAAUCGUUUCCGGUUCAAGCUUACGGAUCCAAAUAAUAUAAGAUAUGAAGUUCCUCAUCAGUAUGUACAAGAAUCUACUGGAACACCAGAUUCUGAAACUUUAUAUGAUGUGCAGGUUGCAGAAAAUCCAUUUAGCAUCCAAGUUAUUAGAAAAAGCAAUGGGAGAACUUUGUUUGACACCAGCAUUGGUCCCCUGGUGUACUCUGACCAGUAUUUACAGAUCUCAACCAGACUUCCCAGUGAAUAUAUUUACGGUAUUGGGGAACAUGUUCAUAAGAGAUUUCGUCAUGAUUUAAACUGGAAAACAUGGCCAAUUUUUACCCGGGAUCAACUGCCUGCUGAUAAUAAUAAUAAUUUAUAUGGCCAUCAAACAUUCUUCAUGUGCAUUGAAGAUACUUCUGGAAGUUCAUUUGGUGUUUUCUUAAUGAACAGCAAUGCAAUGGAGAUUCUCAUCCAACCUACCCCAAUAGUAACUUACAGAGUUAUUGGUGGCAUUCUGGACUUUUAUAUCCUUCUGGGAGAUACACCAGAACAAGUAGUUCAACAGUAUCAAGAGCUUGUUGGACUACCAGCAAUGCCGUCAUAUUGGAGUCUUGGGUUCCAACUGAGUCGCUGGAAUUAUGAGUCACUUGAUGUAGUAAAAGAAGUGGUACAAAGAAAUCGGGAAGCUGGCAUACCAUUUGAUACACAAGUCACUGAUAUUGACUAUAUGGAAGACAAGAAAGACUUUACUUAUGAUCAAGUUGCAUUUAGUGGGCUCCCUGAAUUUGUUCAAGAUUUGCAUGACCAUGGACAGAAAUAUGUCAUCAUCUUGGACCCUGCAAUUUCCAUAGAGAGACGUACUGAUGGAUCAGCAUAUGAAGCCUAUGAGAGAGGAAAUGCACAAAACGUGUGGGUAAAUGAGUCUGAUGGGACUACAGCAGUUAUUGGAGAGGUAUGGCCAGGAUUAGCAGUAUUCCCUGACUUCACUAAUCCAAGCUGCAUAGAUUGGUGGGCAAAUGAAUGUAGCAAUUUCCACGAAGAAGUAGCAUAUGAUGGACUUUGGAUUGACAUGAAUGAAGCUUCCAACUUUGUUCAAGGUUCAAGUAAAGGAUGCGAUGACAACAAACUGAAUUAUCCACCUUUUACUCCAGAUAUUCUUGACAAACUCCUGUAUUCCAAAACACUUUGCAUGGAUGCUGUGCAAUACUGGGGGAAACAGUAUGAUGUUCACAGCCUCUAUGGAUACAGCAUGGCUAUAGCCACAGAGAAAGCUAUAGAAAAAGUUUUUCCUAAUAAGAGAAGCUUUAUUCUCACCCGGUCAACUUUUGCUGGAUCUGGAAGCUAUGCUGCACAUUGGUUAGGGGACAAUACUGCUUCAUGGGAACAAAUGGAAUGGUCUAUCACAGGAAUGCUGGAGUUUGGUUUGUUUGGAAUACCUUUGGUUGGAGCAGAUAUCUGUGGAUUUGACGGUAAUACCACAGAAGAGCUUUGCAGACGAUGGAUGCAACUUGGGGCAUUUUAUCCAUUUUCCAGAAACCAUAAUUCUGAUGGAUAUGAGGAUCAGGAUCCAGCAUUUUUUGGACAGGAUUCUCUUUUAGUUCAGUCAUCAAAGCAGUAUUUGAAUAUUCGCUAUACCUUAUUACCUUUCCUCUAUACUCUGUUUUAUAAAGCCCAUACAUUUGGAGAAACAGUAGCAAGGCCACUUCUUCAUGAGUUUUAUGAGGAUACAAAUAGCUGGACUGUGGACACGCAGUUUUUAUGGGGCCCUGCAUUACUUAUUACCCCUGUCUUGAAAGAGGGAGCAGAUACAGUGAGUGCAUAUAUCCCUGAUGCUACUUGGUAUGAUUAUGAAACUGGUGCAAAAAGGCCAUGGAGAAAACAAAGUGUUGAUAUGUAUCUUCCAGCAGACAAAAUAGGAUUACAUCUUAGAGGAGGUUAUAUUAUCCCCAUUCAACAACCUGACGUAACUACAGAUGCAAGCCGAAAGAACGCUCUAGGACUUAUAGUUGCUUUAGAUGAAGAUAACACAGCAAAAGGAGACUUUUUCUGGGAUGAUGGAGAAACUAAAGAUACCAUAGAAAAUGGCAACUACAUUUUAUAUACAUUUUCAGUUUCUAAUGACAGAUUAGAUAUUACAUGCACACAUUCAUCAUACCAGGAAGGAACCACUUUAGCAUUUGAGACUAUAAAAAUCCUUGGGUUGACAGAGACUGUUACAGAAGUUACAGUGGUGGAAGAUAAUCAACCAGCAGAAGCUCACAGUAAUUUCACUUAUUAUCCCUCCAACCAGUAUCUCCUAAUUUACAAUCUCAGCUUGAACCUUGGAGGAAAUUUUGCCAUCCAAUGGACUCAAACUUUUACAGAAAAUGAAAAGUUUACUUGUUAUCCAGAUGCAGACAUUGCAACUGAAGAAAAGUGUGAAGAACGUGGCUGUCUUUGGGAAACGGUUUCUUCAGACUCCAGAGCACCCGACUGUUACUUUCCUACAGAAUACAAUCCUUAUUUAGUCACUUCAACUCAGUAUUCAUCGAUGGGCGUGACAGCUGACCUCCAACUGAAUACUGCACGGGCUCGAAUAAACCUACCUUCUGAAGCCAUCUCAACUCUUCGUGUGGAGGUGAAAUAUCACAAAAAUGAGAUGCUGCAGUUUAAGAUUUAUGAUUUCCAAAAUAAGAGAUAUGAAGUUCCAGUACCAUUAGACAUUCCAGAUACGCCAACAAGUACUUAUGAAAAUAGACUUUACGAUGUUGAAAUCAAGGAAAAUCCUUUUGGCAUACAGAUUCGACGGAGAAGCACAGGAACAGUUAUUUGGGAUUCUCAACUACCUGGAUUUGCUUUUAAUGACCAGUUCAUUCAAAUAUCUACUCGCCUGCCAUCAGAAUACAUAUAUGGUUUUGGAGAAGUGGAACACACAGCAUUUAAGCGAGAUCUGAACUGGCAUACUUGGGGAAUGUUCACAAGAGAUCAACCCCCUGGGUAUAAACUUAAUUCCUAUGGAUUUCAUCCCUAUUACAUGGCUCUGGAAGAUGACGGCCAUGCUCAUGGGGUUCUCUUACUUAACAGCAAUGGAAUGGAUGUUACAUUUCAGCCAACACCUGCUCUAACUUACCGCGUAAUUGGAGGAAUCUUGGACUUUUAUAUGUUUUUGGGCCCAACUCCAGAAGUUGCAACAAAGCAAUACCAUGAAGUAAUUGGCCGACCAGUCAUGCCACCUUAUUGGUCUUUGGGAUUCCAAUUAUGUCGUUAUGGAUACAGAAAUACUUCACAGGUGCAGCAAGUAUAUGAGGAAAUGGUAGCUGCUCAGAUCCCCUAUGAUGUUCAAUAUACAGACAUUAAUUACAUGGAAAGGCAACUAGACUUUACAAUUGGUGAAGAAUUCUCUGAACUUCCUCAGUUUGUUGACAGAAUAAGAGCGGAAGGAAUGAGAUACAUUAUUAUUCUGGAUCCAGCAAUUUCAGGAAAUGAAACACAGCCUUAUCCUGCAUUUGAAAGAGGACAGGAGAAAGACGUCUUUGUCAAAUGGCCAAACACCGAUGAAAUUUGUUGGGCAAAGGUUUGGCCAGAUUUACCUAAUAUAACUAUUGAUGAAAGUCUAACUGAAGAUGAAGCUGUUAAUGCUUCCAGAGCUCAUGCAGCUUUUCCAGAUUUCUUCAGGAAUUCCACAGCGGAGUGGUGGGCAAGGGAAAUUUUAGAUUUCUACAAUAACAAGAUGAAGUUUGAUGGCUUGUGGAUUGAUAUGAAUGAGCCAUCAAGCUUUGUAAACGGAACAACUUCUAAUCAAUGCAGAAAUGAUCAGCUAAAUUAUCCACCUUAUUUCCCAGAACUCACAAAAAGAACUGACGGAUUACAUUUCAGAACUUUGUGUAUGGAAACCGAGCAGAUUCUUAGUGAUGGAUCAUCUGUUUUGCAUUAUAAUGUUCACAAUCUCUAUGGAUGGUCACAAAUGAAACCUACUUAUGAUGCAGUGCAGAAGACAACUGGCAAAAGAGGAAUCGUUAUUUCUCGUUCCACGUAUCCUACUGCCGGAAGAUGGGGGGGACACUGGCUUGGAGACAACUAUGCACGAUGGGACAAUAUGGACAAAUCCAUCAUUGGUAUGAUGGAAUUUAGUCUCUUUGGAAUGUCAUAUACUGGAGCAGAUAUCUGUGGUUUCUUCAACGAUUCGGAAUAUCAGCUCUGUACCCGCUGGAUGCAACUUGGAGCAUUUUAUCCAUACGCAAGGAAUCACAACAUUGCAAAUACUAGAAGACAAGAUCCUGCUUCCUGGAAUGAAACUUUUGCUGACAUGGCAAGGGAUAUUCUAAAUAUUAGAUACACUUUAUUGCCCUAUUUCUAUACACAGUUGCAUGAAAUUCAUGCUAAUGGUGGCACUGUUAUCCGACCCCUUUUGCAUGAGUUCUUUGAUGAAAGGGCAACCUGGGAUAUAUUCAAGCAGUUCUUGUGGGGUCCAGCAUUUAUGGUUACCGCUGUACUGGAACCUAAUGUUGAUGUUGUAGAAGGCUACGUCCCUAAUGCUCGGUGGUUUGAUUACCAUACGGGCGAAGAUAUCGGUAUCAGAGAAACUUUUAAUGUAUUUGACGCUCCUUUAGAUAAAAUAAACCUACACGUCCGUGGUGGUUACAUUCUGCCGUGUCAAGAGCCUGCUCAAAACACAGUUUACAGUCGACUAAAUUACAUGAGGCUCAUUGUUGCGGCGGAUGACAAUCAUACAGCACAAGGGUCUCUGUUUUGGGAUGAUGGAGAAACUAUAGAAACCUAUGAAAGAGACAUAUAUUUCUUGGUACAAUUUAAUUAUAACCAGAACACUUUGAUAAGCACUAUAUUGAAAAAUGGUUACAUAAACAGAACUGAAAUGAGACUUGGAUACAUCGACAUAUGGGGGAAAGGAACGACUCCUGUUACGGAGGUUUAUCUCACAUAUAAUGAAAAUACAGACUCAGUUCAGUUUACUGAAGAAGCAGACAAGGAGAUAUUAAAUCUUGACCUGAGAGCGAAUAAUGUUUUUCUAGAUGACCCAAUAGAAAUCAACUGGUCAUGAAGAUCAUCAUCAAUUCCUGUUGUCAAAGGGAAAUUAACACCUGGACCUCAGUCUCCCUGUACUUAUAAUUUUCCCUCUUCACUGGUUUCUUAUGUUGUGUAAAAUAUGAUUUUCAUAACAUCUAUAUAAAGUUAUUGAACAGUGUACUUGAUAUUAAUACUAAUUUUAUUAUAUUAAUGUGGCCUGGAUUCAAUUUUUUUAACAUAUUUAGUAGGAUUUAACUAGUUCUAGUUACUAAGUAUCAGAUAAAACUAUAAACUAGUUACUAAAUAUAUUUGU